AUGACAAAGAAACACUUGGUGCUAGAUAACGGCUCAUACUCCAUCAAGGCUGGGUUUUCAACCGAUGAGUCUCCUUGCGUUGUUCAGAACCUACUAGCGAAAGCCAAGGACGGAGUCGUCUACAUUGGAAACGACUACUUGAAACAUACAAACUUGUACUCCGGAAUCAACUUCCGAAGACCGCAUGAUCAGGGGCACUUGACGUCGUGGGAAACAGAAAAGCCUGUUUGGGAUUAUACUUUUGAUCAAGUAUCGCCUCUGUGCGAGUUGGAUCCGCUGGAUACCCGGUUGUUACUCACGGAAAUCCCGUUCCAGCUUCCGCGUCUCUCGAUGAACACAGACUUGAUUGUCUUCGAAGAGUAUGGAUUUAGUGAGUACUAUCGCUGUCCCGCUCCACUGCUUGUGCCUUGGGAUGUUGAGGGCAAGCCCCAGGAUUUCACCCUUGUCAUUGAUUGUGGGUACAAUUCCAUACAUGUAGUUCCUGUCCUUUAUCAGAGAGUAUACUGGAAGGGAAUCCGUAAGCUUCCGAUCGGAGGGCGCCAUCUCAAUGGGCUUCUCAAGGAAACCAUUUCCUUCCGUCACUACGAUGUUUCAGACGAGCCAAUCCUCAUCAACACCGUUAGAGAACAAACGAUGUUUGUGGCGUCUGACUUCGAAGAAGCUCUAAAAAAUAAAGCGUCAGCCAAAUGUGAGUUUAUUCUCCCGGACUUUAAAACAACGUUCACAGGAUAUGUUCGUGACGGGUCGACGAAGCCACCUGCCGAUGCACAGUCCAUCCAAUUGUUCGACGAGAGAUUUACUAUCCCUGAAUCGUUCUUCAAGCCUGAAAUUAUGUUAGAUCAUAAUCUGUACUCGAAAAAUCCGAUUGUGCAAAAAGCGCAUUUCAAAAACCUCACAGAUCUAGUUGUGGAAUCUAUUAUGGCCUGCCCUGACAUCAUUCGACCUGUUCUUCUGGAAAACAUAAACGUUGUUGGUGGUACUGCCAAAUUGGACAAUCUCACAGAAAGACUCAUUAGUGAGCUCAAGCGUGAAUUGCCUGUGAACUGGAACGUUAAACUCACAGAUCAAACUCAUGAUGUCAGUGAAGUAGCUUGGUAUGGUGGUAAGCGCUUAAUCGAGGAGGACAUAAUGAGAAAACUCACCAUUACCAAGCAAGAUUUCUUCGAGCAUGGAGAGAAUUGGUGUCAAAAGCAAUUUGGGUUUGAGAAUUUCUAG
Molecule: messenger RNA, 1215 nt
Organism: Australozyma saopauloensis
Lineage: Eukaryota; Fungi; Ascomycota; Pichiomycetes; Serinales; Metschnikowiaceae
Exons: 1
Coding region: 1-1215 (404 amino acids)
Cellular component (GO): Swr1 complex
Molecular function (GO): nucleosome binding
Source: RefSeq, a predicted model, not a curated record